Messenger RNA from Zymoseptoria tritici IPO323, 1530 nucleotides. RefSeq lists its product as uncharacterized. The coding region runs from base 1 to 1530 and encodes 509 amino acids. NCBI's taxonomy places the organism in Eukaryota, Fungi, Ascomycota, Dothideomycetes, Mycosphaerellales, Mycosphaerellaceae. The transcript is spliced from 2 exons. Gene Ontology annotation, molecular function: metalloexopeptidase activity. The record is from RefSeq and is a predicted model, not a curated record. Gene Ontology annotation, biological process: proteolysis.
AUGAAGAUUCCUGUGUCCAAUUCGAUCUACACCGCGGCACUGGCUGCUGGCCUCGCAAGCUAUGCGAAUGCCUCCCCCGGUCGAGGUCUAUCCGAAAGACUCCAAUCCACCAUCAAAGAGCAAGGCCUGAUGCGAAACCUCCGCAAAUUGAACGACAUCGCCAAAGCCAAUGGAGGCAACCGGGCGUUUGGGUAUCCUGGAUUUGAUGCCUCUCGAGACUAUGUCCUGUCGAGAGUGAAGAAAGGGAAGGACUUCAAAGCCUGGACUCAAGACUUCCCAGCUCUCUUCAACAACGUCGAGUCGAUCUCCUUCAAAGUCGGUGAAGAAGACAUCUACGUCUUCGGUCUCACAUACUCUCCGUCUACGUCUCCAGAAGGCGUGACUUUGCCACUUGUGCUUGGACCCAAUGGCACAGCAGCAUGUGACGUUGCCAGCUACGAAGGUCUGGAUGUCCAAGGCAAAAUCGUGCUCGUUGAGCGAGGAACCUGUCCUACGGGUGGAACACUGGCUGGUAAAGUCAAGCCUGCAGUAGCUGCCGGUGCGGCGAAUGUCAUCGUCUACAACAACGUCUCACCAAAGGUCACUGGAGGCACCCUCUCCGCUCCGGAUCCGGUAGCAUACAGGUCCAGCGGAUUCAUCAACCAGGACGACGGUCAAAGGUUAAAGGCCAGACUCGAAGCCGGCGAGGAACUCACCGCAUACUUCCAGCAGACGCAAACCAUCGAAGAGCGCAUCACACAGAACGUUAUUGCAGAGUCGAAAGGCGGUGAUCCGCACAAUGUCAUCAUGCUUGGUGCUCACUUGGACUCCGUCAAAGCCGGUGCCGGUAUCAACGACGACGGAUCAGGCUCCUCGUUACUUUUGGAAAUCUUCGACGGUCUGCAGAAACUCGGCUUCCGCAACAAGAUUCGUCUGGCAUGGUGGGGAGCUGAGGAGAACGGUCUGGUCGGAUCCCGCUAUUACACCUCGCAGAUCAACAACACCCGCGAGGCGGACAAUCUGCUUCUGUACCUCAACUUCGACAUGGUAUCUCGCGGAUACUGGGGAGUGUUCGAUGGCGAUGGCAGCACUCACGGUCUUGCUGGCGCUCCAGGCUCGGAGGUUAUUGAGAAGCUCUUUGUGGAUUAUCUCGAGAGUCAAGGCAAGACUGUCCGCCCAGCUGUCUUCACUGGAGGCAGCGACUAUGCUUCGUUCAUGAGCACCUUGAACAAGCCAGUCGGCGGGCUGCACACUGGCACUGGUGUUACCGAGGACGCAUGCUACCACCAAGAGUGCGACAACAUCGACAAUCCCAACCCUGAACAGCUUACUGUGAACGCAAGGGCCGUUGCCCAUGUUCUCGCAACACUCGCCAUGGAAGGCCAUAAGCUCAUUCCGAAGAGUGGCCGGAAAGCCACUCGAGACGUCUUUUCCGAACUGUACGACCGAGCGAUGGAGAUGUCAAACUCUACCAUCCUUGACGACGAACUCUUCCCAUGGACAGUCAUGGAGGGCGAGCGUCAUGUUGCUACCUGUGGGCAUGACAUCUAG